Messenger RNA from Bacillus rossius redtenbacheri, 4576 nucleotides. Its product is annotated as protein FAM184A-like. The transcript has 14 exons. The coding region runs from base 77 to 2473 and encodes 798 amino acids. The record is from RefSeq and is a predicted model, not a curated record. Lineage: Eukaryota; Metazoa; Arthropoda; Insecta; Phasmatodea; Bacillidae.
CCUAGCACAGAGCAGUCGCGUCGUUCCCCCGGCCAUGCCCCGGGCGAGGCGCCCCCGCGGCUGAAGGGCGACCGCCAUGUUCGGGUUCUUCCGGCGGCAGAGGUCGGCGGAGGGCCAGCCCCCGCCCGCGCAGCCCCCCGCGCCGCCCCCGCACGAGGACAGGAAGAGCAGGCAGGCGUCCUCCAAGGACCACGAGUCGCGCCGGCUGGAGGAGUUCCAGAGGCUGAAGGACGCGUGGGAGCAGGAGAGGAAGCAGCUGGUGGGCCAGGAGCAGCAGCUGAAGAAGCAGCUGGCGGACAAGGACUCUGAGCGCAACGCCCUGCUGUUCAAGAUGGAGGAGCUUCAGCGCGACGUGUCCGUCAAGGGCGCCGGCAUGGAGCGCCUGCAGGCGGAGCUGGACUCGGCCGCCAAGGAGUCGGACUGCGUGCGCAAGAGGAUGCACCGGCUGGAGGAGGACCUGGACGGAUUCAAGCGGAAGAACUCUGAUCUGGCGGAGCAGCUGCUCAGCAAGGCCGGCGAGCCCGCGGACGAGGCGCCGGCGCAGCUGAAGGAGAAGACGCGGCUGCUGGAGCAGCAGCUGGCCGAGCUGCGCAAGGAGCGCGAGGACAUGCUGAACGAGCGCGAGGAGGAGAUGCGCAUCGUGCAGGAGGCGCUGGAGGAGGCGCAGGAGGAGAAGCUGUCGAUCCAGGCGCGCUUCGAGCAGGACUUCGAGAAGCUGCGCACGGUGAACACGGACCGCGAGCAGCAGCUGCUCGACGACUUCGAGUGGAAGCUGCGCGAGGUGGAGCAGGCGUGCAAGCGGCGGCUGGAGGAGCGGGACCGCGCCGCCGAGGAGAGGCUGAGGCAGCUGCGGCAGGAGCUGGAGGCGGAGCACCGGGACCAGGACAGCGCCUCGCAGCUCAAGUCGUGCGAGGCGGAGGUGACCCAGCUGCGCGGGCUGACCCACGAGCAGCAGCGCUCGCUGAGGAAUGCCGCGCGCCAGACGGAGCAGCUGCAGGUGUCCGAGCGCAUGCUGAAGGAGGAGAUCGCCCGCCUCCAGUCGUCGCUCGACAAGGAGAAGGCCCACUACUCGGCCAUGCAGACUAUUCACGACAGACGCAUGGCUGAGUUUGAGAAGAAACUUCAGAGUCGCUUAGAUCAGCAGAAAAGUGAACUUACGGCAUUUUGGGAGGACCGGAUGAGGAAGGAAUGUGCUCGGCUGAAGACGGAGCUGGAUCAGAUCCACACGGAGCAGCAGAAUCUGGCCAUGGAGUCGGUGAAGGCUCAGAAGGAGCAGGACAUGCAGGCAGCCAAAGAGGAGUGGGACCGCAAACUGCAAGGCUGCGCCAAGGAGGUCUCGUCGCUGAGGAAGCAGGCCGCGGAGAGGGACUCCCACCACCAGGCGGAGCUGCAGCGGCUGCAGACGAACGCGGACCGGGACAUCCUGGAACUGCGGAGGAAGCUGGACAAGCUGGACAUGUCCUACCAAGAGCAGAUAGAGCGGCUGGUGGAGAAGCACGAGCGGGAGAUGCAGCAGCUGAGUGAGGAGUCGGAGAGGCGGGUGCAGCAGCUGGAGCAGAACUGGCAGCUGCAGGCGACCUCGACGAGGACCACGCUUGAGCUGGUGAAGGAACAGAUGGAGCGAGAUGCCCGGGCCCGUCUGGAGGAGGCAGAGGAGCGGCACCGCUCGCAGCUGGCCCAGCAGUGGGACCAGCUGAUGGAGCAGAAGGACCAGGCCCUCCAGGAAGAGGCCAGGCAGCAGCACGUGUUGGCGGAGGAGGUGAAGGCGCAGCUCGAAGCGGCCACGACGAGCCACAAGGCCCGCGAGGCGGAGCUGCUGGAGACGAUCGCCGACCUGCGGGGGCAGCUGGAGGGCCAGUCGACGGCGAUCGGGGGCCUGCAGGGCAGCGUGGACCUGCUGGAGGGGGGAAUGCAGGUGCUGAACCAGCAGAUCACCGGCCAGGAGCAGGAGCUGGCCCGCGCCCAGCAGCAGGCCGCGCACAAGCUCAGAGAGAGGGACGCGCACUGGGAGGCUGAGCUGCGUCGCCGGCUGGCGGAGCUGGCCGCCCGCCAUGAGGAGCAGAGGCAGCAGUGGCGCUCCCAGGUGCAGCAGUUCCAGCGCAAGGUGCAGGACAAGAUCGCGCACCUCUCCAAGCUUCUGGAGGAGUCACGCAAGCGCUACGAGAACCGCGAGUCUCGGCCGGAGGACUUGAAGCUCAUCGCAGCCCUGCGGCAGGCGGUCGAGGACAAAGAUCGGGAGUUGGCCAGCCUGAAGGGGGAGGGGACGGUCACACGGCCUGGCGCGGCCCCCGUCGGGAGCGGUCACUGCUGGGAAGGCGGAGGGCCCGGGGGUCCGGGCAGGGAAGAUGCAGUCGUCUCGCCCCGAGCUCCUGUCGAGGGCUUGCAGUCGGCUGACGUGCCGGCGGGUAGCACCCGGUCUGUUCCCGGGGCCAGCGCGUCAAGGUCCACAGACCACCCCCCGGACCCCUGUUGACUUCUCCGGUCCAGUUGCGAGCUUGACCAGAGGGCAACGCCCUGUAGCUACCCAGAAAGUGAUCUGAUUGACCACCAAGCGAGAACCAACUCUCCAAAAAACAUUUGGGGCAGUUGUUGUUGUAGUUCAAGACUGUGUUAGCUAUUAUCAUCUUUGAAAGAUUUGUGCAAUGGGAGUGCAUGACUUCGAUGUAAGCUUUUGGACGUACGCCAUUGCUAAGGUCCUUUAGCGAUGGCGUAUGUCCGAAAGCUUAUAUCAAGUCAUGUGUUAGCUAAAGAUGUUAAAUACCUUCUAGCAAUGAUGCGCAAGUAUUUUCCACGAAAGGAAUUACGAAUUAGAAAUUUUUUUAUUUGAUGUUGCUUGAGAACCUUUUGUCAAUUUGCUGCUACAGGUUGUACUUAAUAUCACUUAUUUAUGCACAUUUAAUUAAUCUGUUCAUUACAUCAGCCACGAUGUUUUAAUGUCCUUUGCCACCAUCAGUGUUUUCUUUAACAGAGUAAACAGUAUCUCAUUUCCUGAUAGUAAUGAGGUGUUGAAAUUUUUAUUCUUCAAACUUAGGUAAUAACAACACUUUUUAAUAAGUACCGGUUACAACUUUGUGCUAGCUGUGAUAUGCCUUUUAAUAAUUAGAGACAUUUUAAUAAAAUAUGUGGAUACACUAUGUAUUGAGGUAACUAAUUUGCAAUUGGCAUCAACAUCAAAGAAUCUAAAAGGUUAUGCACAUGAAUACCUACCUUGAUAAAUAUUUGUAAUUCUGAAGUGCAUUGUGAUAGUUGUCCCACAGUUAUUAGUUUGCUACGAAAACUGAAAUUAAAAUGACCAACUCUACCGUCGAACAGUUUUUUUUCAAUAUUCAUGGUAGGAACUGUCGGGAAUUGGUUGCAAUAUCUAAAAUUAUAUGAUGGAAAUAUGUUACUGAAAUUAAUGAAGUUUGUAUGUAGUGUGUGUGAUAUUUUUUGCAUGAAAAAUGUGCUAUCUAGAAGAGUACAUAUCUAUGCAGUAUUUAGGUUAAAAUUUAAUUAUAGUAUGUGUGGUUCUGGAUUUUUAUUUCCUGAAAUUUUUUUUGGGCACAGUAUUAACCAUUGAUAACCCCCCUGUUGCAACCCACCUUUGUUUUCUGGAAAAUAGUAAAUGGACCCAGGCUUGGAUACUACUUUUAAAUUGUAGGUAUAUUGUAUUAGUGUUAAUGUAAAAAUUAAAUGGAAGUUGCACCUAAUAAUGUUUCUGAGAAGUUUUAAAGAUUACCUGAAUACACUUAAGUUGGAUAUUGAAUUACCAUUGUGAUUAUGUACUGGAUUUUUAAAGUAUGUAAUUUAUCACCAGAACUAAUGUGUAUGACAUAUCCAAUUUAUGUGCCAAAAUUCAGCUUUUCUGUAACAGUCACAGUAUGCAGGACUACAUCCAUUUCCAAAUUAGCAUACUAAACUGGUAGCUCUUUACAUUUUGCAUAUAAUGUACAUGUUAGCACCUCAAGGAAUUACAUAGUUAAAUCGCUUUGCCUGUAGCUUACAUUCCACUUCGAAAUUUGGCUGUUUUAGGUACUUCCGUUUUUAUUAAGUUAGUCAGCCAAUUAUUUAAUGAAGAUAUUGUUCCAAUUUGCAUAUUAAGAAGGAAAAUUGUGCUAAUGUUUUAAAAAUAGUCUGUAAAAAUUUAAGUAUGAUUAUUUAAGUCAUAUCAGUUAACUAACGCGUUAAUGACCGUGUUUAAGUUUGUGCUCAAAGAUCGAGUGGGAUGUUAACUGAAGGUAUAGUAUUUGUUGUUCUGAAAAUAUUAAACUUCCUUUUAAAAACUCCCUGUGGCACCUAGGGCUGUUAUACAUUAUGAUGCUAGCAUUUUCUUAAGACAUUCUGUAGUAAACAAACAUUGAGAGAUGGAUGUUGUGUUCACCAUGGAACGAUGAAGGUAGACAUCACAUGAUUUUUUUAAUAUGUCAAAUCUUUAAGCUGGACUAGUCAUUCUGUGUGAUUUGCACGUUUCAUGUUGGUUUAUAUGACUGGCAGCUUGUAAAACGUUGAGUGUGUUUGAGUGGAUAAAUAAUAUUGUUUUACUGGUUUGUAAUAUAUGAUGUCUUGAAAAAAAUAAUAAAACAAAUUGUAUUUAUUA